This is a messenger RNA of Vombatus ursinus (common wombat), 2106 nucleotides long. Its product is annotated as GTPase IMAP family member 4-like. The transcript has 4 exons. The record is from RefSeq and is a predicted model, not a curated record. Gene Ontology annotation, molecular function: GTP binding. NCBI's taxonomy places the organism in Eukaryota, Metazoa, Chordata, Mammalia, Diprotodontia, Vombatidae. Bases 1 to 1125 code for a protein of 374 amino acids.
AUGAGCACACCCAGUGAGGUCAGACAACUUUCAUUUUCCAUCUGCCUUUUGCUGCUCACACACAUCCAGGCUCCAGGCACAACCCACACCAACACUGACCCCAGCUCUGAGGAGGGAGACAGAAGGCUGUGCAUUUUGGUAAAGCCACAGUGCUUGGAUUGGCCAGAAAUUCUCGACAAGACGAACCAGGGGCCAAGCCAUGGUUAUGGAAACCAAGACCUCAGUAAGAAGCAACUGAGACUUGUCCUGGUGGGUAAAACAGGAGCUGGGAAAAGUGCAACAGGGAACAGCAUCCUUGGUAAAAGAGUAUUUGAGGCAAGACUAGCAGCAAAGUCAGUGACCAAGAACAGUGUGAAAACAAGCAGAUGGUGGAAUGAGAGAGAAAUUGUAGUUGUGGAUACUCCUGGGAUUUUUGACACCCAUGUGUCUGAUGUGGACACAUCAGAGGAACUCAGCCGCUGUCUCAUUGUGUCCUCCCCUGGGCCUCAUGCCAUUAUCCUGGUGGUGCCACUCACUCGUUACACCAAGGAAGAACAAGAUGCGGUAAAGAAGAUCCUGGGAAUUUUCGGUUCCAAAGCCAAGGAAUACAUGAUCCUUUUAUUGACCCGGAAGGAUGAUUUGGAAGGUGCUGAUUUGAAUCAAUAUUUAUGUGAAACUAAGAAUGAAGCUUUGAAAGUCCUGAUAGGCCAGUUUGAUGGAAGAUACUGUGCAUUCAACAACCGAGCAACUGGAAGUGAGCAGGAGGCCCAGCUAAGAGACCUUCUGCAUUUGGUUGAGGAAGUAGUACAGAAUAAUGGAGGCUCUUGCUACACAAACCAGAUGUAUCAACUAGCUGAGGAGAAGAUUCAGAAAGAAACUGAAGCAUUGCAAAGAUCCUACAUGCAAGACCUGGAAAGACUGAAAAAGGAAAUAAGACAGGAAUAUGAAGAAGAAAUCAAAAACUUAAAGAAUAAAUUGGAGCAAAAAGAAAGAAAAGAAAAAAUGUACAGGGAUCUUUCAGAAAAAGAAGAUUUCUAUACAAACAAGCAAAGAGUUGCCAGAGAUGAGGUUGUGAGCCAAAAUAAAUUCAUUGAAAGAAUAAUAAAUAUGUUGAAAUCUACCAUUCAAAACGUAUUUAAGGCUUAAAGAAAACCAUCUUUUACUCUAUGCUCUAGCUUCUUCUAUUAAUCCUCAGCCGCUGCCUCAUUGUGUCCUCCCCUGGGCCUCAUGCCAUUAUCCUGGUGGUGCCACUCACUUGUUACACCAAGGAAGAACAAGAUGCAGUAAAGAAGAUCCUGGGAAUUUUCGGUUCCAAACUACACUGCUGCCUCUUUUUUUUAAUUAAUAUUUCAGGGAAAUUUUUUUCUAAUAAAAGAGAACAAGGUACCAACUAGAUCCUGAACCUCAUGCACGUUUCCAUUUCUAAUGACAUCAAGAAACAUUUCAUAUUAGCUAAUCUAACUGACUUUUGGCAUUUAUCUCAUAUUAAUGAAGUGAUAUUCCAAGGGUGAGGAGAUGAAAUCAUAUUCAAUUAUCUUCAUAUUCAGUCAGCCUAUAAGGCUGGAGUUGCCCAGAGAAUUCCUAUAUUAUAAUCAUAUGACCUAUCUCAUUAUUCCUUUACUGAAGUUUAUAAAAUUCUCUCGUUGGUUGUUAAUGAUACUAAAAAUAAUGGAGAUGAUGAUGAUGACAACUAAUUUAUAGAGCUUUUUAGAAUUUACAAAGUCUUUCCUUCCAGAAACUUUGUAAGACUAUGGCACGUAUCAUCUCCAUUUUACAGAUGAGGAAACUGAGACUCAGAAAGACUAAAUAAGUUACUCAUUGUCAUAUACUUAGUAAAUGUACAGAAUAAUAUUCAAAUCUGCAUCUCUUCUCACUCCAUGUCCAACACUUUUUCUAUUAUAAUGUCACCCUUCCUGCUAAAUUACUGUUGGUUAAAUGUGUCAGAAUUUAAUCUGCCUGGUAUAUACAGUAUAUAAUGAUGGGAUAAAUGGAGUGACCAAAUUGUAAUGACCAGAGAAGGUAAAAGAAAGAAAUUGACUCAGAAGAUGGGAAACUGUACUUCGAUGUAUUUAUUCUCAUUCUACUAGAUUAUAUGCUUUAAAUAAUAAAAGUUCAUAUUUGUCAUUU